Neofelis nebulosa (Clouded leopard) is the source of this 3115-nucleotide messenger RNA. RefSeq names its product histone deacetylase 8 (gene HDAC8). The transcript has 11 exons. Bases 233 to 1504 code for a protein of 423 amino acids. Gene Ontology annotation, molecular function: histone deacetylase activity. NCBI's taxonomy places the organism in Eukaryota, Metazoa, Chordata, Mammalia, Carnivora, Felidae. The record is from RefSeq and is a predicted model, not a curated record.
CAUUUCAAAUGGCCCCGUAGGGCAACAAGGAUGGUUAGUUUUGACCGUGCUUAUUUGUCCCAUAAAUUAUCGAUCCUAAUUGGCAGUUAUUUGGGCUUUUAUAUUUGCCGACCUCUCGUUUUUGUACCGUGGUCACUAAAUGAAGGGCUUCUGGCCUGGGAGGGCCCAUGUAUUCUUUCAAUUGGUUGGGGAGCUGGGACAGUGUCUCUGGCAAUAACGAGAAUAGGAGGGAAUGUUGACCAGGGAGCACCGCUGCGGCCGUUCAGAGGAGCAGGAACAGGAGCCCGGGCUGAGUCUGAAAAAAGCCGGAUCCAGAAGGUGGCUCCGGAACGGCUGGAAUUGGAAGAUGGAGGAGCCGGAGGAACCGGCGGACAGUGGGCAGUCGCUGCCUCCAGUGUACAUCUACAGUCCCGAGUAUGUCAGCAUGUGCGACUCCCUGGCCAAAGUCCCCAAACGGGCCAGUAUGGUACAUUCUUUGAUUGAAGCAUAUGCACUGCAUAAGCAAAUGAGGAUAGUUAAGCCCAAAGUAGCCUCCAUGGAGGAGAUGGCCACCUUCCACACUGAUGCCUAUCUGCAGCAUCUCCAGAAGGUCAGCCAAGAAGGAGAUGACGAUCAUCCAGACUCCGUAGAAUACGGGCUAGGUUAUGACUGUCCAGCCACUGAAGGGAUAUUUGACUACGCAGCAGCUGUAGGAGGGGCUACAAUCACAGCUGCCCAAUGCCUGAUUGAUGGAAUGUGCAAAGUAGCAAUUAACUGGUCCGGAGGGUGGCAUCAUGCAAAGAACCACACUGGCCUUUCAGCUUCUCAAAUAGGCCAAGGAAGUUCUUUCCUGCCUCAGAGCUUUUGCAAUGCUGCUCUCUCUGCCUGGAAGACUUCUCCAUCUCAGUAUGGAGAUGAAGCAUCUGGUUUUUGUUAUCUCAAUGAUGCUGUCCUGGGAAUAUUACGAUUGCGACGGAAAUUUGACCGUAUUCUCUAUGUGGAUUUGGAUCUGCACCAUGGAGAUGGUGUGGAAGAUGCCUUCAGUUUCACCUCUAAAGUCAUGACAGUGUCCCUACACAAAUUCUCCCCAGGAUUUUUCCCAGGAACAGGUGACGUGUCUGAUGUUGGCUUAGGAAAGGGACGGUACUACAGUGUAAAUGUGCCCAUUCAGGAUGGCAUACAGGAUGAGAAGUAUUACCACAUCUGUGAAAGUGUACUAAAGGAGGUAUACAUAGCCUUUAAUCCUAAAGCAGUGGUCUUACAGCUGGGAGCUGAUACAAUUGCUGGGGAUCCCAUGUGCUCCUUUAACAUGACUCCAGUGGGAAUUGGCAAAUGUCUUAAGUACAUCCUUCAGUGGCAAUUGGCAACACUCAUUUUGGGAGGAGGAGGCUAUAACCUUGCCAACACGGCUCGAUGCUGGACAUACUUGACCGGGGUCAUCCUAGGGAAAACACUAUCCUCUGAGAUCCCAGAUCAUGAGAAAUGUGAGUCAUCCAAGAAGGAACAAAGAAGAAAAUUGAAAUGACAGUCUUCCCUGUACAAUAAGAUAACAUUUUAAUGAAAAUUGCCAAAAAUAGACUGCACAGUAUGAAGGCAUAUAUAAGUUUUGUGCCACAAUACGUAGUUGCACACAAAUAUCCUUGUGGUUCUGUGUAAUCAGAUCAACAAAUGAUAGGUCAAAAAAUAUUUACUGAGCACCCAUUGUGUGCCAGGCACUAUGAUAGGUGUCUUGGAAAAAUCAAAGACACUGAAACCUCAUCUCAUCUGCUACCUCAAGCAGCCUGGGAGGGAGGCUGGUAUAAGUUCUGGAGAGGUAUGUAGAUAUACAAAUAAUUAUGUUACAGAGCAGAGUAAGAAACACAAGACAGUAGGAACAAUGACUGUGGAGAUGUGCAUCAAAUAUGAAAGGGAUUCAAAGGAGUGUACAAAAUACCCUGCCCUCCAGGAGCUGAAAAUAUAAUUGAGAAAUCUAGUCAGUGAAAAGGUCAAGAUAGUGCAGCAGUCAGCUGCAGUCUGGCUGACACCCCCCCCCCCGCCCCCCCAACGUCUUCACUUUCAGUCUUGGGCUUUUCUUCUUCUAUGUCCUGGGAUAAUAAUCUUCCUCUUCCAAAUGCUCUUUCUCCAUCUUUCUAUUGUCUUCCUAGGUCUAGCUUCAAGCCCCAUGCCUUUAAAAAAUCCCUUACCUAAAUAUACCAAGGCCCUUUGAGCUCUUCCUUCAUAUUCAGUUAUUCCUUCAUUGAUUUAACAAAUAUUCAUUGCAUCCCUACUACUUGCCAGGCCUUAUUCAGACUUGAAUUCAGAGAUACAAAGACUAGCAAGUAAAACCAGUGCCCUCAAAAAUUUCACCAUCUGAUAAAGGUGACAGAACAAUGUGCUCAAAUCCAGGACAGUUGAGGAGAAUAGAAGAAAUGUUUCACCAAGACUUUGAACUAAAUCAUGGAGGUUGAUUGGGAGUUUGACAGGUAAAGAAGAGGGAAAGACAUUCUAGGCAAAAGGAAGUGGGAUUGGAAAGGACCUGGUUCCUCAUGGGACCAGUGAGAAGUUUGAUAAAGUAGUAGAACAUAGAGUUCCUAAGGGAGAGUGGGAAGGAUUAAGGCUUGAAUGAAAAUUGGAGCCACAUUAUGAAGAGCCUUGAACACUGCACUAAAGAGUGUAUACUUUAUUUCUGUGAAAACAGAUGAACUUUGGUUUUUAGAAAGCUUACUCAGUAGCACACAGAAGACAGAUUGCAAAAGAGAGGGACUUGACAAAGGCAAACCUGUUAAGAGGUUCCAGUACACUCCUAUAACAUAGUCUAUACUAUUCAUUUGGUCAUCUGUAUUUUGGUUGUCUGUAUUCCCCCUCAGUGCUUAGCACAAUAUCAGCCACCCAUCUUGUUGGUGUUCAUUGUUUGAAUGAACAACUGAAUAAAUGAGUGUUUUAAUAAUAAGGAUCUCAACAUUCACAUGGUAAAACUCUUUUUAAGAUGGAAGAAUUAGAAGCCUUUUGCUGAAAAGGCUUCCAGUAGCAAAUACCCAUCCUUUGCAAGAAGUACCAGGUAUCCCAGCUGUAGGAAACAGAUGUGCCCAUGGGAAAACACGAGAUUGCCAACUGAGGGAAGGGAGUUGAGAAGACAAGUCUAGCACAAAUAUUAGAA